UCUGUCUCUCUCUCUGUUUUCUUUCUUUGAAAAGCUCUUGAGAUCAGUAUCUGCACCUGCAUUGCAUUAACCAUUAACCAUGUACUCUGAGUCCCUCUACUUCUAGUGAUGUCUGCAUUGUGUUAAACCAACGUUUUGAACCAUAUUGUGUUAAUGGACUAGUUUCUUUUUCGAAUUCCAGUGAUAUCUGCAUUUUAUCCUGUCAACUUCUUUCACAGUCCUAGUUCCAAAUUGCCAACUGAAGGACCCAAUUUAGUUUUACCUCUCUCUCUCUCUGGUUGCAGAAUGAUCUAAAAUCACCUUUUUCCUUGUUUUUGUAUAUAGAGAUACAGAAUGGCUAGAAACAGGGAGGUGGAGCAUGGCAACGAUGUUUUUAUGUCACAACCGCUUAUGGGAACACAAAGUGAAGAAACUGAAUCUCACGUUAAACAUAAAGGGCUAAGGAUGGUUCUACUCACCACGUCGGUUGCCGUUUGUGGCUCUUUUGAAUUUGGGUCUUGUGUGGGAUAUUCUGCACCUACCCAGUUUGGCAUAAUGAAGGAUAUUGGCCUAUCUUUAACUGAGUAUUCUGUUUUUGGAUCAAUACUGAAUAUUGGUGCAGUGAUUGGCGCAAUGACAAGUGGGCAUGUAGCUGAUUUUAUCGGUCGGAAAGGGGCAAUGAGGAUGUCAUCUACCAUUUGCAUUUUAGGAUGGCUUUGGAUCUAUUUGUCUAGGGGGGCUGUUUCACUUGACAUUGGGAGAUUUUUAAUGGGAUAUGGUAUUGGAAUUCUUUCUUAUGUGGUACCUGUUUUCAUAGCUGAAAUAACUCCUAAAAAUCUUCGGGGAGCACUGGCAACAGCAAAUCAGCUCUUGAUAGUUAUUGGAAUAUCAGUUUCCUUUACAUUGGGCGCAUUUCUGACAUGGCGAGCACUAGCUUUAAUUGGUAUAGUUCCAUGUAUUCUUCUUAUUGUGGGACUCCAAUUCAUUCCAGAGUCCCCUAGAUGGCUGGCAAAGGUUAGUCGCAAAAGGGAGUUUGAAAGUGCACUGAGAACUCUUCGUGGGGAGGGUGCUGAUAUUUCUCAAGAAAAGUGUGAAAUUGAGGUUGGUGUUGGGUUGAUGGUGUUUCAACAAUUAGGUGGAAUUAAUGCAAUUGUGUUCUAUGCAAGCCAAAUUUUUGCAUCUGCAGGGUUUCCUCCCAAGGUUGGAAACAUACUUUAUUCCCUUCUUCAGGUUGUGGUAACAGCAUUAGGUGCAAGCUUAAUUGACAGAGCUGGAAGAAGACCUCUCUUACUGGUUUCUGCAUCAGGGUUGUUUCUAGGCAGCUUUCUACUAGGAAUUUCCUUCUAUCUAAAGGCUUCUCAGUUGUCUCUCAAUUGGGUUCCAGUUCUUGCACUCAGUGGUGUCCUGGUCUAUAUAGGCUCCUUCUCAGUGGGAAUGGGAGCAGUUCCUUGGGUUAUAAUGUCUGAGAUUUUUCCCAUAAAUCUGAAAGGAAUUGCAGGAAGUUUGGUGACAUUGGUGAAUUGGCUUGGUUCUUGGCUUGUUUCUUAUACUUUCAACUUUCUCUCUGUCUGGAGCACCUAUGGUGCAUUUUUUGUCUACUCUGCUAUUUGUGCAAUAGGUAUUGGGUUCAUUUUCAAGGUAGUACCAGAGACUAAAGGCCGGACCCUGGAAGAAAUUCAGGCUUCCAUGAACUCUUGAGAAACCUAAUGGUGGAAAGAACAUGUUUGUAGUUGUUUUCAAUGGUUCAUUGAUUUUUCUUUUCCUUUUUAUUGCUGAGAGAUGUAACAGACAGAAAAUAUAUCAGUAGUCACAUUGUUACUGGUGCUUCAUAAAAUCAAAUUUAGUUCCUCAAUAGCAAUUAAG
Nelumbo nucifera (sacred lotus) is the source of this 1842-nucleotide messenger RNA. The record is from RefSeq and is a predicted model, not a curated record. NCBI's taxonomy places the organism in Eukaryota, Viridiplantae, Streptophyta, Magnoliopsida, Proteales, Nelumbonaceae.